UGAAAGAAAUGAAUUUACGAGAAUAGGUCGCAAGUCGCAUAGAUUUUUGGUUGAUUUCCUUUUCACUUUACUUUCGUAUCCUCAGUGAGAUCUAAUAAACUCGCGUUAAUUUGUGUUUCCGAUUAUACUUUGAUUCAGCGAAAUUAGGUACUGGAUUUCCGAAAACAGGAUAAGUACGAGAGUACACAGCAUCUUAUUGAUUUUCUUUCCUUGCAUAUGCUUUCAACCAAUACGAAGUGGAGCUAACGUUUCGGGCGAAACAGUCUUCUUAUUAGAAAACGUUCUUAGUAUUUCAUUGUUUAAACCUUUCGGUUUUUAACCUUAUUUGGUCUUAACGCUGUAUUCAGUAAAAAUGAUGACCAAUAUCGACUCCAUGAACGUGAAUCAACCUACGCAAAAUGGUAGUAAAUUACAACCUUGCAACAAUGAAUCUAAGACGAACUUGAUUGUUAAUUAUUUGCCACAAACUAUGACUCAAGAAGAGAUCCGGUCACUAUUCUCUAGUGUUGGGGAAGUCGAGAGUUGUAAAUUGAUUAGAGACAAAGUAACCGUGUUCCCGGACCACAUUCUCAAUGGGCAGAGCCUAGGCUACGCGUUCGUCAACUAUCACAAAGCAGAAGAUGCCGAAAAAGCUGUUAACACCCUAAAUGGUCUACGACUGCAGAAUAAGGUAAUAAAAGUAUCUUACGCCCGCCCCAGUUCCGACGCAAUCAAAGGUGCCAAUCUCUACGUGUCCGGUUUACCCAAACAUAUGACACAGCAAGACCUGGAGAAGCUCUUCAGCCCUUAUGGAUCGAUCAUCAGCUCCCGAAUUCUUCAUGAGAACGUAAGUGUCGGCCAUUUAUUACAAGGAGGUGUAGAAGAUCAGUCAAUCCAGGGGCCAUCACGAGGUGUGGCAUUCAUCCGAUAUGACCAGCGCUGUGAAGCAGAGGCAGCUAUCCGUGAGCUGAAUGGCACCAUUCCACCGGGAGGCACUGGCCCUAUGACUGUUAAAUGCGCAAACAAUCCCAGCAAUCAGACCAAAGGACUAGCUCCAUUAGCUGCCUACCUGACUCCCAAUUCUACUCGUAGAUUUGUUGGCCCAGCAGGGAAGGCUCUCCUAGCUAUCAAUAAAGGACUGCAGAGAUUCUCCCCAUUGGCUGAUCCCAUCAUCCAAGGCAAUGCUCUUGGAGGUUCAGGUUGGUGCAUCUUUGUGUACAAUAUUGGAGCUGAUACUGAAGAGAGCACUCUUUGGCAGCUCUUUGGCCCAUUUGGUGCUGUUCAAUGUGUUAAAAUAAUAAGAGAUCCCACCACUAACAAGUGUAAGGGUUAUGGUUUUGUUACCAUGACUAACUAUGAUGAGGCAGUUGUCGCCAUCCAGUCCCUGAAUGGAUACUCUCUGAAUGGCCAGGUGCUGCAGGUCAGCUUCAAAACGAACAAGAGUAAAUCCUAAACUCAUCAAAUUCUAGUCAAUAAAUUGUAGCUAAUGCGAAAAUGUUGAUCAUUUCUCUGUCAUGAUUCUUUGUCACAGUAAACUGACUAUUGACUAGGAAAUAAUGUGACUUAAAUCAUGGCAUGACACCGAAUUGUAAACAGUGUUCAUACAAGAAAAGUACAAACCAUCUACCACAGGUUAAGUUUCAUGAUUCACUAUAAAAUAUAAGCAAAAGGAAAGUCCCACUUAUUUAUUGAUUCAGUUCAAUGAACAUUUUAUCCAUUUACAUACUGGUAUUGGAUAAAUUGUACAUUUUAAUCUUCAAUAGUUAGCCAAACCUUUCCUUUACAUAACUUAAAUUACAUUAUAAAUUGUCCAAUUACAAAUAAGAAUACUCUACUGUAUUUCAUUGAAAAAGAGAUAAUUUGAUCCUGUAACUAAUAGGAAAUAUUAUUUUCAAAAAUGUACUGAUUCACUUUAGCAUAGAUAGAAAGUUUUUUUUAUUUUAUUUUAAAUUUGCUAAAUCUUAGUUUAAUGUAUAAUGACUAAAUAACAGAUGAGUCUAUAAUUUAGUAAAAAAGAUAAUUUAUUAUUUUAGUUUUUAAAAUAGACCUAAUUAAUAUUUCUUUAUACCUUUACUGAUUCUUAAAUACAAUACCUACUGUGGUUUAAUUAAUUCUGACAUUUAGCUAAAUACCAGAGUAAUUUGUAACACAAAUUUAAUAUUAUAAAUAUUAAGAAAUUUAGAAAAAUUUUGGACUAUGUCACUAUGAUUAGAUCCCGAGCAAUAUACUGUUUUUGAGGAUUGACAGUGCAAUAUUAAAAGAUUUUACUCUAAGUAAAAAUAUAUUAAAAAAAAGAGUUUAUUAUAUGUAUUUAAAGACAGUGCAAUUAUGUAAUACAGUUGAUUAAUUUCAAAAUGAAACCAGCAAUAUUAUAUUUUACAAGAAUUAUAUAAACAAUAUUGAAUGUAUCUGAAUACUACCAAAGAUGACAUAAAAUAUGACUGAUUUAAUCAUUACAUUAAAUAUUCAUAUGAAAAAAAUAUCAUUAAAUUACCAAUCCAAUAAGUUUCAUCUAUGUUUUACAAUUCAUGUGACUAUAAUCUCUUAUAAUAAAUCCAUGACUUUAAAUAUUAAGAGAAUCUCUAAUUUAAAUGCACAAAAUCAUAAUGUAAGAUGGUUAUUUUAAUCUUUUAAUGUAUAAAUUCAUAUUCAAGUUAUGUUUUCUUCUAAUUCCUGUAUUGAUUUUCAUUGUAAAAAACCGCAAAUCACAAUUAUGGAAGUUAUCAAUUCCUACUAUUGGUUCACACUUUUCCAAUAUUAAUGGGGCUUGAAAAAUUUUAACUAACAUCUACUCAAGUUCACAAAUAAAUUGUAAACUUCUUGUAGAUGACUCUAUGCAAUAUAAACAAAGUUUUCUUCCGUAUUAAAAAAUUUAAUACUAAUAUUUUCUCUGUGUCUACCUAAGUAGGAAUUGACUUUAUGACUUGUUUCGACAUAACCAUGUAAGGAAUCUGAAUCGAAAUUAUAAAGUUGAUGGACCACAAUAUGACUGCAGUUAGUUGAUCAACAUUUUAAAGGAAAUUUUUGUAUUGACUUGAAUAUGUAACAAGUUGGGGAAAUUUGUAUUAAUGUGUAUGUCAAGUAAUAAAAUUUGCAUUAAUGUUAGUCUCAAAGGUUUUCUUGUUAAGUGGCAAAGGGCAGAGUGCUUACUGCACUUGAUUUGAUGAGGAACUGCUCUAGAUGCUGUAACUUAAGCAUGAUUUAAAUUUGUCUUUUGUGAAAUGAUAUUCGUCUCUUAUUCAUUUGAUUGUGUAAACGCUAUUUAUUAUUACAUUUAAGUAAUGUAUGAUUAAUAAUUUAUUGUCAUAAUAGUGAAUAGAUUUAUAGUAGAUUUCAUUUGAUGUUAUUAUUAAUAUAUAUCGAUUACUAGUGUAAGUUUGGGACUUAGUUUGGUGAAUUGUUUAAUCUGUAAAGCAACAUCCAUAUUAUUUAUCUCGGUAUUGAUUACUUUCAAUAUCUUCAUAGUUAAAUUAUUCAUAGAUAAAUGCAUAUCACGUCCCCGAUAGUGCACAGUUGGUGACAGCGCAGCAACAGUCUUGUUAAACGCAUUUUGAUUAAGUGAUUUAAUUUCUAUACUGCUAAGGAUAAAUGAUUCAUUAAGGUUAAUUAUUUAUUUAAAGUACUUAACUACACGGAACUAGUCAGUUUUACUUUUGCGCGACAUAAAUUUUUAAGUACCUACUUAUAAGUAUUUAAAAAAACUGUGUUCUUUAUUUAAAUGUAGAUUAGAAUUUGAUUUAAAAAAUUUGUUGGUGUGGUGUUUCGUUAACUUAAGCAUAGUAUACCAUUGCAUGCAUACAGCAACAACGCAAAUGGUGUGCUUAAAAAACUAGUCACAGGUAAAACAUACCUCGAAGUAAUAUAGUCUGAGGAAUUGUUGUGAAUCUUUUGGGCGUGUCUGCGGCAAAGAAACUAAUCUACAUGGAGGGAAUCUCAGUGUGUUAUUUUCCUUUAUUAUGUCUUAAGUAGUACUAAAUCCGCCUCCAGUUCACAGUUCCUUGUAGCCAAUUUAGCGGUCUUAAGUUUUAUUUGGAUCCCUAAUAAACCGCUCAAAGGAUUUCCAGCACGUCUACGAUAAUCUGUGUUGUGUCGUCCGUCACUUGAAAUUCACACUAACCAAUGAAAGGAACAUUUUGCCAGAGCAGUUGUUAAUAAAGCUAUCUAUAAAUGAAAAGAAAUUCUCUAAGCAUUGAAUUGUCGACUACAUAAGUAUUUAUCAGUUCACUGCUAACAAAUAUGCUUCUUACUGCAUGAAUUUUUGACGAAAACAGAUUUUUGAUCAUAAAAAUGUAUCUUUUUUCUCAAUUAUAGGUAGCAUUGACAACUUUACACCUGUCCCAUUUAAUUUUAUUUUCUCUGCAAUAUUUCGUGGUAUUUUAUUUGUGUUUAGCAUAGUUUCAGUUAAUUUAUAAAUUAACAAUUGUCAAUUUUUUCUGUCUAGUUUUUAUUUAUUGUAUAACAAUUAUUUAACAAAUUUGAUUUUGUUUUUUUUUUGGUUUAUAUUAAUUUGUGGGCAGGUUCGGGUAUUGUAAGGUUUGGCCUAGUGUGUAACUAGAGAUGUAAGACAGAGUACAAAUCGCCGAUAACGUAUUGAAAAAAAAAUGUUUGGCUUACAUUUAAUUUUUUGAAAUGUCAACGAAUGUAAUCUGAUGUAGGAAAUAUUGAUAUAGACAUUAAAUAUCGACAUUAGCAAU
This is a messenger RNA of Papilio xuthus (Asian swallowtail), 4673 nucleotides long. NCBI's taxonomy places the organism in Eukaryota, Metazoa, Arthropoda, Insecta, Lepidoptera, Papilionidae. The record is from RefSeq and is a predicted model, not a curated record.